This is a messenger RNA of Raphanus sativus (radish), 366 nucleotides long. RefSeq names its product defensin-like protein 1. The transcript is spliced from 2 exons. The record is from RefSeq and is a predicted model, not a curated record. Gene Ontology annotation, biological process: defense response. Bases 1 to 249 code for a protein of 82 amino acids. NCBI's taxonomy places the organism in Eukaryota, Viridiplantae, Streptophyta, Magnoliopsida, Brassicales, Brassicaceae.
AUGGCUAAAUUUGUUUCCAUCAUCACCCUCCUCUUCGCUGCUCUUGUUUUAUUCGCUGCUUUUGAAGCACCGACGAUUGUGGAAGGACAACAACCAAAGUUCUGCAAGAAGCAGAGUAAGACAUGGUCAGGUUUAUGUAUAAAGAGUGGUUCAUGCAAGAACCAGUGCAUCCGCAACGAGAAGGCAGCUCAUGGUUCUUGCAAUUAUAUCUUUCCAAUUCACAAGUGUAUCUGCUACUACCCAUGUUAAUCUACCAAAAUCUUGGGUAUGAUGCUAUUGCGUUUAUUUACUCCGUCUGUUCCAUUUUAUGUGAUGUUUUAGGUUAUUGCACAUAGAUUAAGAAAAUACAUAUUUUUAUGUAGUUUA